Rattus norvegicus (Norway rat) is the source of this 8753-nucleotide messenger RNA. Lineage: Eukaryota; Metazoa; Chordata; Mammalia; Rodentia; Muridae. The record is from RefSeq and is a predicted model, not a curated record.
CGCCAGUCGGCUCAGAGUCCCUGGCAGCCAGCAGCAACUGGAAACCGAGAAGGAAGAGUGUGUGGAGGGAGGCUGGAGGCUGGUGGGCCAUGCAGAGUAUUCCUGAAGUAGCAUGACUCUGGACCCUUGAGCAUCACAGGCUCCUGCAUCAUUGAUUCUUAACUGGACCCACAGGAACCGAAGGAGAUCAGUUUCCACCCAGAGGAGCACAAAGAAGCUGGACCUAUGGCUGGAAAGCCCCCCAAGAAGUCCUCCAUCCCAGGAGUGAGCAUCAGGCAGCUGGUGGACGAGAUCCCAGAAGGCUGCAGCACACCAGACUUCAAGCAGAAGCCUGUCACCUUGGCUCUACCAGAGGGAAAAAAUGCCAUCUUUCGUGCGGUGGUCUGUGGGGAGCCCAGACCCGAUGUGCACUGGCAGAGCACCAAAGGAGACCUCAGCAACUCCAGCAAGUACCAGAUUUCCUCUGCUCCUGGUAGAGAGGAGCAUGUGCUACAGAUCAACAAGCUGACUGGAGAGGAUUCGGAUCUGUACCGCUGCACUGCCCUGAAUGCCUAUGGAGAAGCCACGUGCUCAGUGAGGCUUACUGUCAUCGAAGUGGGUUUUCGGAAGAACCGAAAAAGGCAAAAGGAACCUCAGGAGGACCUCAGGAAGGAGCUGAUGGACUGCCGGAAGAUGCUGAAAAAGAGGGCCCCACCUCCAACCCCCGAUAAGAAGACGGAGUCUGAGCAGGUGUGGCAGCUGUUGAUGACUGCAGACCGUAAGGACUAUGAGAAGAUCUGUAUGCAGUAUGGCAUCGUCGACUUCCGGGGCAUGCUGCGCAAGUUGCAGGAGAUGAAGAAGAAACAGGAGGACAGGAUGGCCCAGUAUGUCAAUGCCAUUGCCAACUUGAGGCACAUCAAGGUCACCAAGGAAGGGGUCGCUACGUUUAACCUGGAGCUGGAUCUCAAGGAACUCGAGAGCAAGAUUUACCUGUACAAGGAUGGUGAGAUGAUCCCCUACGGUGUUGAUAACCAGACCAAGCACUGUCUGAGACGGCUGGGGAAACGCUACCACUUCCAGAUCCAGGACCUGCGGCCGGAGGAUGCUGGCCUUUACCAGGUUAUGGUGGAGGAUGCUGUGGUCUUCUCCACAGAGCUAGAGCCCAGCGCCAUUCCCCCUAGAGUGGUGGUCCCAUUGGCAGAGGCCCGCUGUGAGGAACGGGGUGAUGCAGUCUUUGAAUGUACCCUCUCCAACCCUUGUCCCAAUGCUACCUGGCAUUUCCAGCACCGACCACUGAGGCUCAGUGACAAAUAUGAAGUAUUUGUGUCUCCUGAUGGGCUAACCCACCGGCUGGUUGUGAAGGGGGCCAGUUGCUCAGAUAUGGGCCUCUACUCGCUGAACACUGGGCUCCAUGCCUCCAGUGCCUGGCUGGUGGUCGAAGGUGGGAAGGAUAAAGGCCCUCAGACCACAGAUACUGACUACCGGCUGCAGACUCCAGAAGCUCUGGCCUCCGAAGCAGAAGACUCUGGAGGCAUCAGCAUCAAGGGAGGGCAAUCCAGAGAGCAGGGUUCCCUCAAGGAGACUAGUGGGGCACAGCUCACAGCAGGCUCAGGCAGGGGUGCCUUUGGCAAACAUGGCUGUUCCUUGGUGAUGGAUGAAGACAUAGCUAAUUCCACUUGGGGAUCUGGGCAGGACAAAAAGGGCUUUCUGGAAGCAGAGCAAGGCAAGGUCACUCUUUCAGGGGACAGUCAGCCACACAGAGAGGGGGACUGGAGUGAAAACCUUCCCAGAAGGCUGCAUCCCCAGGGAGGGGACACAGAAUCAGAUUUGGGCUUCUUGGAGAGAGAUCGAGGGCAUGGCAGAGACAAUGAGAACAGCAGAUGGGAGACAGCAGGAGGAUGGAGGGGUAGCUCCAGCCACCCUCAGGACGGAAGGCUUGAGAGCUGGGGAGAAGGAAAACAACACAGAGAGGGCCAUGGCAGUGAACUGGACAGACAUGGCCAGGGACAACUCCGUGACCCCCAGCUGGGAGCUGGGGCAGGGCAAAGGGUGCUGUGGGGGUCCCAGUCAGAUGCUCAGGGGUUUCAGCUAAAAAAGGAGAGGACAGAAAUGCAAGGUGAUUGUCUGGACACAAUGGAAGGAAGGGGUGACCCGAGAAGGGAGACGGGAGCAGCAAUGAGAUGGAAUAACGGAGCCCGCCUCGAGGAAGCUCGAGGAAGCAACAGGGCAGGAAGUCCUUGUGGCCCAGAGUUUCCUAGAGGAGGAGCUCACAGCUCCAAGGCAGGCAUGGGCCCUGAGUACUGGGGUGGUCAGGCAAGUGAAGAUGCCGGCCAUGGAGAAGUUGGGGUGUCCUGGGUAGCAGGGCAAUAUCCAGGACAGACAUCUGCUGGCAAUGACACCCAGAAAUCAUCACAGUCUGGAGACAGGAAGCUUCUGGGGUGUAUGAGUCCUGAGGCCAAAGCUGAGGGCUCUUUCCAGGGUGCAGGUGGUCAUGGUGUUGUAGGGAGGGGCUACAAAACUGGCCCUGAAGGACCAGAAGAUCUCAGAAAUUGGAAAGGUGACCUACAAGAGCUCCAGGGAAGGAAUGGUCAAGGCUCAGCUGGAGCCUUGGGCAGGACAGAGGAAAGUUCCAGAGGCCUCCAGUUUCCUCAGGGCUGGACAGUGGGACAGAGGGAAGUAGGGACACCAAGUAGUACAGAGUAUGAAAACAUGGGUCCUCAGGAUGAUUCAUGGUCCAGUCUUAGAAAGAUAGGGGGCUACUGUGGGUCUGGAGUGCUGGUGUCUGGUGGGAAGGAAGGGAGCAUGGACGGCUCCCAAGUAGCUGCCCAGAUGAUGCCUAGUCAGAGGAUAGAUGCCAGAAACCACAGGCUACUUACAUCCAAAGGCCUGGGUGUCCAGGACUCUGGGGGAACACUGGGACACAUGGAAGGAUUAAGAGACCCAGGGGCAGUCAGGUCCAAGGAAGACUUCUGGAAUGGGUCAGGGAGGUCCCGAGAAAAAGGGUCCAGCGGUGGGAUGGGCUGUAAGGAUGGCUUCCGAGGUCCAGGGUGGGCAGAGUCUGGGAACGAGGAGGGCUGGGAGUAUUCCGAAGGGAUGGCUUCUAGGAAUGGAGCUACAUAUCAGGAUGGCUCCGGGAUGCUAGAAGGGACAGGAUCUGGCCUUGAUAUUGGUUGCAGAACCACCUGUGGGGCACCUGCAGAGACAGAGUCUGGGAAGUGGGAUACUUACAGUCAUGGUUCGGGGGUGCCUGGGGGAUUGUGGUCUGGAAGCAAAGGUCAGUAUGGUCCUGCAGGAAAGGUGCCUGGAAGAGAGGCCAGCCUCAGAAAUGGCGAGGGAGGCCUUCGAGGAAUGCCCAUUAGUGAAGCUCAGCGUAGGGAUGUAUUUCAAGGCCAUGGUCAAACAGGCCACGGUGGGAAGCACCACUGUGUACGUGGCUUAGGGAAUUCUGAGGCAGUGGGAUCUGUGGGUGGAGAUGGUAUAAAAGACUCUGGAGCCAUGGGAAAUGUUGGAGAGGGAUAUAUGGAAGCAGAACCAGGGGACACUGGAGGAUUAAGUUCUUGGGGUCACACUGAAGAUUAUGAGAACUUCAGAGUCCCGGGGGACUUUAGAGAAGGAGACUUUGGCAAUAGCACUGGGGUUCCGUUAUCCAUGGAACCAGGGUCUCUGGGGAGAAGGAACAAGGAAGGUGAUGGUGAACAGAUCAGAUUACUUGGUGGCAGGACCUCUGCAGUUGGAACUGGGAAUUGGGACAAAGCCAGGCACCCCGAGGCGCCAUCUCCCUAUGCUGAGGCUGGUUCAGAGGGCCACUGGGCUCAAGUGUCUGGCAAUGCAUUAGGUUAUAGAGAUGAUUCAGGAAUUCCAGAGCCUUGGGGAGCUGAUGAUAGAACAACUUAUGGAGAAGAAUCAAAGGGUCUUGGGCCUGAAAGAACAGGGCCAGAUGGUGAGGUAGUAUUUAGAGAUGGCUCAUCAGGCCUCAGAGGAAUGGGACCAGCAAGUGAGGCAAGUUGUAAAAAUGGAACUUGGGGCUCUGGGGCCGUGGGUUCGGGGUGUAAACCAGACUAUAGGAAUGAUCUUGGGUGUUCUGGAAUUAUGGGGUCAGAGAAUGAGGCAAGUUAUAAGAGCAACACUGAGAGCCACAGGGCUGGGAAAUUAGGGGGUCCGACAGGUUGUAAGAAUGGUUUUGGAGCUUCUGAACUUAUUUCAUUAAGGGAUGGGGCAGGUGGCUUACAUCAUUCUGGAGACAUUUUGCCAUGGAAUGAGUCGGGUUUAAAGGAUGGCUUGGGGGAAAUAGGAAGAAUGGAAUCCAAGAAUGGGGCUGGUUUCAGGGGAAGCUCAGUGGGGCCCAGGGAAAUGGGAUCAGAAAGUAAAAGGCACCUUGCAGAUGGUUCAGGGAGGUUAGGAGGACCAGGGUCACUGGCUGUACCCAAAGAACAUGAAUCCAUGGGUCUUGGGUCAGUUUAUCAGGGAGCAGCACAGGGUGGUGGAGAGAAAGGCAGAGGGGUGGGGUUUGCAGAUCCAACAGGGCCAGAGGUGGGCUCUGGGGUGACUGGAAUGCUGGAUACUACAGGUGGCGUAGGACACAGGGACAGUGCUAUGGGCCCCGUUAAGCUGGGGACACCAGAAAGGCCAUAUAUCUUUCCAGGUGGGCAGGGUACCAAGAACAGUGUCAGGGACUGUGGAUCCUCUGGAAUCCAUGAAGCCUGGGGGGCUGUUGGUUCUGUGGGGAAACCAGGUAUCAGAGAAUGGAAAGAUGAUUCUGGGUGCCAAGGGUCUCUUAGAGGGACUUCCAGUGGGGAGGGCAGAUCUGUAGACCAAACAGGAGCUAUAGGGACAUCUAGGCUUCUUGAUAGUAGGGAGACAGUGGAAGAUGGGAGUAGGUCAGGGGUAGCUGCUCUGGAGUCAGGAAACGAUUUUGACUUUAAUAAAUCAGACUUGGGAGCGGCAGGAAGAUGUAGAGUUGCUGGCCAGCAGGGAGUGACACCUCAGGGAUGUGGAGGCUCAUUGCCAAAUGACAGGAGGAGAGGAACAAGUUCUGGAAGCUUGCCAGGGGUAGGGGAGGCAAUAGACAGAAGUUCUACACCUGGGGAAGAGACCAAGGUAAUGUCAGGAUCUGACAGUGGGCAAGACACAAGCCACAUUGUGGCUCCAGGCUGGGAAGACCGAGUUCAAGGCGGCAUCAGGACUUCUAGCACACUGCAGGAGAAUGGCGCCAUUUUCAGGCAAAGCCAUGAGGGACAAGGAGCCUUCAAGGGCAAGGGAUGUGAAGCUGGCCAAGAGGCUGCUGGCGAAUGUCAAAGACCAAGUGCCUUGGAGAGCAGAGGCUCAGAGUUUAUAUGUGGCAGAGCUGGUUUCACAAAGAGCUCAAGUGUCCCAGGCAGAAGGGAUGCCACUGUCUAUGGAGAUGGUGUCACUUCCAAACCUCAGGAACCCCAAAAUGAAUUAUAUAGUCCAUCAGGCAGAAGGGACUUCAAAAGAGUUUCAGGAGGAAUCCAGGAGCCAGAUCUUCAACUAGGAACAGGACAGGGAGAAGGAAAAGCAUCCCUCCAGGAGUCAGGGUCUUGGAAGGCCGAGACUGACAAGAUCCAAGGAUCCAGGACCUCAAUGAAGUCUGAAAGUCAGGAAGGGAAAGACUCUGGCUGGUCAGGCAGGAAGCCUGGCCUCUGUGGAAGUGGGCACCAGGUGCAGGCUGGGACUGAAGUUGGAUCAGCAAAGAGAGGGAGCGCAGAGGAGGCCAGAGGUCUGGGGACUUGGACUGGCAAUGAGGAGAGAGGGUCUCUGAGAGAACCUUGGAGUGAAGACAGGAGGCGAGGCCCCCACAGGCAUCUUGGCAGCAGGAGAGAUACCCAAGAGGGCAGGUCAGAUGUCUAUGGCCAGGCACAAGAUGCUACCCAGAGCCCCAGAUCCAGAUACAAGCCUGGCCCUGGCUGCUCUUCUUCGGAGGCCCGAGGCUCCAUGGACCACUUCUCUCAGGGUCUGACUGAUACAGAGGUACAACUGGGGGAAGCUGCCAUACUCUCCUGUACCCUUUCCAGUGACCUGGGACCUGGCACCUGGUUCAAGGAUGGCGUCAAGCUCACUGCCCAAGAUGGGGUCAUCUUUGAGCAAGAUGGGCUCACACACAGACUGAUCCUCACCCACGUGGAGGGGACCCAAGCUGGGAGAUACACUUUUGUAGCCGGCCGCCAGCACAGUGAGGCCAGUCUGACCGUUCAGGAUCCCCCCACCAUUGCUCCAGAUGUGACCGAGAAACUGAGAGAGCCACUGGUGUUCAAGGCUGGGAAGCCGGUCACUGUGAAAAUACCUUUCCAGAGCCGCCUCCCUGUCCAGGCUGCCUGGAGGAAAGAUGGGAAGGAAGUGGCGGGCAGCAACCACAAGGGCAUCCAACUUGCUCUGGGAGAUGGCUACACCCGGCUGUGCCUCCCCAGUGUGUGCAGGAAGGACAGUGGCCGGUACAGCGUGAGGCUGAAGAGUGAGGGAGGCUGUGUGGAGGCUGAGUUCACCCUGCAAGUUAUAGAUAAGCCUCGGCCCCCACAAGGACCCCUGGAGGUUCAGGCUUGCCACAGAGCAGGUGUCUGCCUCCGCUGGUUACCCCCGAGGGACGAUGGGGGACAGGUCAUACAACACUAUGUGGUGGAGAGGCGACAGGCUGGAAGGAGCACUUGGCUGAAGGUGGGAGAGCCCCCACCAGACAGUACCAGCUUCACGGAUGUCAUCGUGGAGCAGGGCAGGAAGUAUGCCUUCCGUGUUCGGGCCGUGACCUCAGAGGGAGCCGGGGAUGCCCUGGAGUCUGAGGAGGUGCUGAUAGCUCCUGAGGCUCUCCCGGGGCCCCCUUCUGCUCCAGCAAUCCUGUCAGCCUCCAGCCAGAGCAUCACUCUCACGUGGGGAGCACCACAGGGCCCUGGCAGUACCCACAUCUUGGGCUACCUGGUUGAGAAGCGCAAGAAGGGGAGCAGCACCUGGAUGGCUGUGAAUGAGCAGCCCGUGUCUGAAAGGAGGUACACUGUGGUGGAUCUGCGACAGGGUUGCCAGUAUGAGUUCAGGGUCAUGGCUGUGACUCUGUCGGGCCCUGGAGAGCCUGGGCCUCCAUCCGAUGCUGUCUUUGCCAGAGAUCCCAUGAGACCUCCAGGGCCUGUGCGGGAUCUCCAGGUUACAGACACAUCAGACACUAGCAUCACCGUGAGCUGGAUGGUGCCAGAUGCCCAGGAUGCUGAUGAAGCUCAGGGAUACAUUGUCGAGCUGUGUGGUUCAGACAGCCAUCAGUGGAGCCCAUGCCACAUGGGCACUGUGCCAGGCACCAUCUUCACAGCCAAGGGGCUUCGGCCACAAGAAGGCUACUUUGUACGAGUGACAGCGGUGAAUGAUGGGGGCCGGAGUCCGGCCAUGUCCCUGGACACAUUGGUUCAUGCCAUGCCUGCCACUGUCUGUCCCAGGUUCCUCAUGGAUUCCAGCACAAAGGAUACACUGAUGGUCAGGGUUGGGGACAGCAUUCGAGUUCCUGUCCCGUUCGAAGCUGCCCCCAUGCCUGAGGUGACCUGGUUGAAGGACGGUUUGCCUUUGCCCAAAAGAAGUGUGACCACUGUGAAGGAUGGCCUCACCCAGCUUCUGAUUCCUGUAGCUAGCCUCUCAGACUGUGGCCGAUACACGGUGAGGCUGAGGAACCUACACGGAAAGGAAGCCACCUACAGCUUCUUCAUCAGUGUGGCAGCAUGCCCACAGGCACCGGGUUCCAUCUAUCUUCAGGAGAAUGUGCCUGGGACAGUGACGGUCCAAUGGGAACCCUCUCCGGAUGAGGCUCAGGGCACCCCCUUGCAUUAUACAGUGUUGAUGCGGUCCUCAUCUCACGGAUCCUGGCAUGAGGUGGCCGACUAUGUCCGCACCAACCGCUUUACCCUCCUAGGGGUCCUCCCUGGCCAUGAGUAUCACUUCCGGGUGCUGGCCAAGAAUGAGUUGGGGGCCAGCAAACCUUCAGACACCAGCCAACCCUGGUGUAUCCCCAAGCAGAGAGACAGGUUCUCAGUGAAGUCUCCAACCUACCGGGAACCUGACCUGAGCCAGAAACCCCGCUUCCUGGUGGGUCUGCGGGCUCACCUUCUGCCCCAGGGCUGCGAGUGCCGCAUGACCUGCGCAGUGCAGGGCUCACCCCAGCCCCAAGUCACCUGGUUCAAGAACGACCAAAGCUUGGACAGCAACCCUGCGAUGUACAGCACCGACUUGCUGGGUGUGUGCUCCCUCAUCAUCCCCAGCGUGUCCCCUAAGGACAGUGGCGAAUACAAGGCCGUGGCCAAAAACCCACUCGGACAAGCCAUCAGCACAGCCACCCUCAUCGUCACAGAAUACAACUCCUAGUCCACUGGAUCUGCAAUGCUAGCCUUGCCCCACCCUUCAGCUAUGAGAUGGAUUGCAGACCUCUGAAGCUUUGCUCCUGAUACCCACACUGACCUGGGGAGCAGUCCAGCAUGACAGGAAAUGUUCCAGGGUGAGACAGGAACAAGGGGGCUUCUGGUGAGAGUGACCAGAAGGGCUGAAGUCCUUGGAGAAGAAAUAGAAGAAGAGCGGAGGAUGUAGCCUGGAGCUGAAUGAAGGCUUGGAGUGACCCUGUUCCUGUUCUUUGUUCUGCACCUCUGGAGGAGCUCCAGAGAGAGUGGUCCACAGGGUGGAAACUGAGCCCACAGUGACCCCAGGAAUGGAAAGUCAUAGAGCAGAGGGCCUGGGUGAGGGCACCAAGGGGAGGCACUGUCUGUAUUUCAUUAAAAUGACAAGCAACUGAAGGUGAA